Entrophospora sp. SA101 is the source of this 492-nucleotide messenger RNA. Lineage: Eukaryota; Fungi; Glomeromycota; Glomeromycetes; Entrophosporales; Entrophosporaceae. The record is from the annotation of a GenBank genome assembly.
AUGUCUAAUCCUAAUAAUGAAACAACGGGAGGAGUUUCAGUUGAUGAGCAUGAGAAUGGGCCAAAGCAAUGUAUUCAAUAUGAAGUGGCGCUUGUUGAUUUAAAAGAAGAUAUAAUAAAAAAAGAACAAACUUUAGCGUCAAAGAUCCGUGAUCAUGAUAAACUGGAUAAAAGUGCAAAGGAACUUGAUGAAAUGAUUUCUUUAACACAUUCUAGGUCAAUGAAAGACAUGGAAAAUACAAUCAAUACUGCAAACGAAACAACCAAAGAAAUUUCUGACAAAUUAGUUUUAAUUAAAAAUCAAAUUAAAGCAAAAAGUGAAAUAUUAAAGCAACAUCAACAUUUGUUGUCAAGUUUGCAAAAACAGGUUGAUAUUGAAAAAAAAUCAGAGGAAACACCCAGGGCUAUUCCUGAUAUCCACAAUAUAUUAAAUACUUAUACUACAAAUCUAAUCCUAAUUGCGCCGGAAGGUAAUAUAAUAAUUGUUGUGUAG